This is a messenger RNA of Penaeus monodon (black tiger shrimp), 1658 nucleotides long. Its product is annotated as UDP-N-acetylglucosamine transporter-like. Gene Ontology annotation, molecular function: UDP-galactose transmembrane transporter activity. Gene Ontology annotation, cellular component: Golgi membrane. The record is from RefSeq and is a predicted model, not a curated record. The transcript is spliced from 8 exons. Lineage: Eukaryota; Metazoa; Arthropoda; Malacostraca; Decapoda; Penaeidae. Gene Ontology annotation, biological process: pyrimidine nucleotide-sugar transmembrane transport. Bases 143 to 1354 code for a protein of 403 amino acids.
CCGGUGAAACGAGCCGACGUUGGCGAGCCUGUCCUGCGUUGGGUCGGGGAAGGCAAGGUUGUCCUGCAUAUGGAGCAGCCGAGAGGGAGACACAGGGCCGCUGAUGAGAAUGUUGGCAAUAUGAAUUAACAGAUACAUUAGCAUGGGUGGGCUAAUGAGAACCACAGCUUGGGAUGACCAAGCCUCAGGUGGAUGGUUGAAGAAGCAUCUCUUCAGCAUCAAGACCCUCAGCUUGAUAGUGCUGUCAGUGCAGACUUCAACCAUGGUAUUGCUCCUUCGGUACAGCCGUACACCCACCACAAGCAACCAAACACCAUAUAUUAUAACAACUGCAGUCCUGUUGUCAGAAAUUCUGAAAUUGGGUCUUUCUUUAGGCUUUUUACAUAUAGAGGCUGGAAAAGUGCUAAGAGUAACAUUACAUCGCCUUUAUCGCGAUGUACUCAUGAAUGUGUGGGAGACAUUCAAGUUAGCUGUCCCUGCUUGCUUGUAUGUGGUGCAAAAUAACCUCCUCUUCAUUGCACUCUCCAAUCUUGAUGCUGCUACUUAUCAAGUAACAUACCAGCUAAAGAUCUUAACAACAGCCAUAUUCUCCUGGGUGAUUCUAGGCAAACAUCUCAGUCCAAUACAUUGGCUCUCUUUAUGCUUUCUUAUGCUUGGAGUUUCUCUUGUACAGGUUGAUAGCGGAAGUGGCAGCACAAAUCCCAACAAAAUAUUACCAGAAGUUGAGGUUGUUGAGGGUGGAGACCCUAUGAUCCUAGGAGGCUCUGAGGAUGGGGCUGGCUUCCCCCCCCCUGAUAUACACAAUGAAGCACACCCAAACACAGAAGUCUCAUGGCUUUUGGGAAUCUUUGCAGUUUUUAUAUCAUGCAUCUCCAGUGGCUUCUCUGGAGUAUAUUUUGAGAGGCUGGUCAAAAGAGGAAAGCAGCCAUCUCUAAUUAUCAGAAAUAUUCAACUUGGGAUGUUUUCUAUUUUUUUUGCUAUAAUAGCAGUAACCAGUGAUGGAGCAGCAAUCUCAGAAGGAGGAUUCUUCCAGGGGUAUACCUGGACCACAUGGGGUGUUGUCUUGAUACAGGCAUUUGGUGGCUUGAUGGUAUCAGUGACCAUGAAAUAUGCUGACAAUAUCCUGAAGGGCUUUGCCACAUCGCUGUCUAUUGUCAUGUCAACACUAGUGUCCUGGUUGGUCCUGGGAGAUGCAGCUCCUUCUAUGCAGUUUGUUUUAGGAGCUUCGAUUGUUAUUGCAUCAACAGUUCUGUAUGGUCUGACCCCCCAGGCAGCUAAGGGCAGUAACCAAGGGAAUCUACAACCAAGAACUGACAGCCCUCAUAAGAUUAUGGGGAACAAAAAGUCCAAGUGAAAUAGUAUGACUAAGGCAGAGACAGCUGUGGAAGUGACUGGACAGCAGAGUGAGUAUUCAAGGAGAUAUUCAGCCAGCAAUGUGAUGAAAUUGAGAGCUGAUUUCUGCACAUAUACAAAUGUUCAUCAGAAGUUCUAAGAUGUGCAUUUCUCUCUCUUUUUCAGGAUAUUUUGUUGUGUAUGAUAAUAUUAAUGAAAGGUUAUUCUCAGGCAGUAGGAAGUUCUAGGGUAGACAGUGAAUGAUACAGCUUAUUUAAAUAAAUUGUUUAUUUUCUAAAAGAUAAUGAUCAAUGUACAAUAUAUAA